Molecule: messenger RNA, 294 nt
Organism: Anthostomella pinea
Lineage: Eukaryota; Fungi; Ascomycota; Sordariomycetes; Xylariales; Xylariaceae
Source: the annotation of a GenBank genome assembly
AUGGCACCUGCAGCAACUGGUGCGAAGAAACAGAAGAAGAAGUGGUCCAAGGGCAAGGUUAAGGACAAGGCCCAGCACGCCGUCCUGCUCGACAAGACCACCUCCGAGAAGCUCUACAAGGAUGUCCAGUCAUACCGCCUCGUCACAGUCGCCACCCUCGUCGACAGACUAAAGAUCAACGGUUCGCUGGCGCGCCAAUGCCUGCGCGACCUUGAGGAGAAGGGUCAGAUCAAGCCCAUCGUCACCCACAGCAAGAUGAAGAUCUACACCCGAGCCGUCGGUGCGUCGGAAUAA